Molecule: messenger RNA, 1212 nt
Organism: Thermothelomyces thermophilus ATCC 42464
Lineage: Eukaryota; Fungi; Ascomycota; Sordariomycetes; Sordariales; Chaetomiaceae
Exons: 2
Biological process (GO): vacuole fusion, non-autophagic
Cellular component (GO): fungal-type vacuole membrane
Molecular function (GO): phospholipid binding
Source: RefSeq, a predicted model, not a curated record
AACGAACCGCCCUCACCGGGGCCUUCGCAACUGCCGCCCAUCCCCGCAAGCCCGACUUAUUCGUAUGCCUCGACCGCGAACCCACUCUCCCAAUACAACCUUCCCCCGCCUCCCCCGCCGCGCCCGCCGCAUGCCGUCCUGACGAAAGCCGACCUCGCGAAUUCCCAGGCCGCCUACGCAGACCUUCUCUCCAGUGCCAAGGCUUACCGCCUCGCCCUCGCCGCCCUCUCGACCGCCGCCUCCACGUUCGGCUCGGCCCUCGAGUCCUGCGCGCGCCUGAAAGAAGCCCGCGCCGAACUGACCACCACAAACACAAGCGGCGCGGCCGCCGGCGGGAACCCCCCUCCGCUCAGCCUCAACAACAACAACAACAACAACAGCUUCGGCACCAACCCGCGCGGCAGCUGCACCGCCGACACCCUCCUGGCCGCCGCCGGCCUGCAGCACCUGGUCGCCAACCACCAGCACAUCCUCUCGGAGACGGUCUACCGCGCCUUCGAGGUGCCGCUCCUGCAGGACCUGGACAGGUGGCGGGCGGCGGUGGAGGACGAGGAGGAGCGGUACGCGCGCGCGGUCGAGGCGCAGAGCCGGGAGAUCCGGCGGCUCGAGAAGGACGGGGUCAAGAUGAUGAACCGGCAGCGCAGGAGGGACGUCGGCCAGCUGAGGGGCCACCUGGUCGCCCUGACCGCCCGGCUGGACGGGCUCACGGUCCUGCACGGCGAGCACGCCGGCGUCCUGCUGCGCGAGAGCCAGGAGGCGAGCGGCCGCAUCGUCGAGGCCAGCUGCAGCCUCGUGCGGGCCGAGGUCGAGAUCUUUGAGAGCCUGGCGCGCAAGGGCUGGUCCGGCGGCGGGCUCGAGGACCUGCUGGAGCGGGGCGUCGACCUGUUCGCCGCCGACGAGGACGCCGCCAUCGGCUCGCUCUCGGGCAAGGGAGGCCUGUUCAGCAUCUUGCCACCCAAGAGCAUAUUGGCGGACAUGUCGGGCGCGGACACGACGCAAGGCGGGGGAAAGACUUCGAGGUCGGAUAGUCUACUGGGGGACCCGGACCGGUACCAGAGCCUGGCCGAGGCGGUGACCACCUCGGACCCCCCGGCGAGGGGGAGAGACCGGGAUGCUGACAGCAACAGCAUAUUUUCCGAGUUCAACCGGUCGAGGAACGUGCGACCGUUCUCGCCGCAGCCGCAGCCGCUGAGGCUGAAUCCGGAGGACCUG